Galleria mellonella (greater wax moth) is the source of this 4070-nucleotide messenger RNA. Its product is annotated as mitochondrial import inner membrane translocase subunit TIM50-C-like. The record is from RefSeq and is a predicted model, not a curated record. Gene Ontology annotation, molecular function: phosphoprotein phosphatase activity. The transcript has 7 exons. The coding region runs from base 119 to 1279 and encodes 386 amino acids. NCBI's taxonomy places the organism in Eukaryota, Metazoa, Arthropoda, Insecta, Lepidoptera, Pyralidae.
UGUCACUUUGACUAAAUUUGAUCACUUUCAGCUGUAUGUUACUUUUUAUUCUACUAAUUACCUAUUAUUUGCUCAAUCCGAUUUUUCUGUUAAUUUAAAUGUGAAUUUUUAAACAAUAAUGUCCCUUAAAAAAGUAUUAUCGGUCUCGAAAACAGUGUAUACUCACAUAUCCAAAUUUCAGCCUACAAAUUUGCCAAGACCGAACAACUGGUUUGUCUCAUCUGCGCCUGUUAGGUUCUAUUCGGCCGAAAAAUUAGGUAACAAAAAAGAUCUAAAGUCAGGAGAAAAAGUGGACAUAUUGGGACGGUUUUUUCCACAAGCGCCCCUCAACAGUGAUGAUGCACAGAGCAUUAGGAAAGAACAGGAACAAUUUGACAAAGAGAAUAAAGAGAAAACAGAAGAGAAUGAACGGAGUUGGAGGAGAAUGAAAUUUGGGUUUGGCGUGUUCGGUGGAGCUCUGACAGUGAUGGGCGGGUGCCUGGUAGUGGAGAUGGGCGCCCCGCGGCGUGGCGAAGACGGACAAAUCAUAGAAGAUGAGUUUUCCAACUUGCCCACAGUAAUGCAGUACCUGAAACGCACAUGGAAGGAGCUCACGUUUUAUGAGAAAAUGAUAAAAGAGCCGUCGCGCGAGAAGCUACUGCCAGAUCCUCUGCCAGCGCCGUACCAGCCCACGUACACGCUGGUCCUGGAGUUCACAGACGUCCUAGUGCACCCGGACUGGUCCUAUCAAACUGGAUGGAGGUUUAAAAAGCGACCCGGCCUGGAUCAGUUUUUGCAAACAGUAGCCAAUUCCAAUUACGAGGUGGUCAUCUUCACCACGGAGAAUGUGUUCAUGAUAUGGCCAGUCAUAGACAAACUAGAUCCAGAGAAUAAGUUAAUAAAUUAUAGACUAUUCCGAGAUUCCACACACUUCAUUGACGGUGUUCAUGUAAAGAAUUUGGAGGGACUGAACCGAGAUCUUUCAAAGGUAAUAGUAGUGGACUGGAACAAAGGCGCCACGAAGUUCCACCCACAAAACUCGCUAAUACUGAAGAAAUGGACGGGCGCGGACGACGAUACGACACUCUUGGAUCUCGCCAAUCUGUUACAAACGAUCGCCAUCUCAGACGUAACGGACGUCCGCGAAGUGCUCAUGUACUACGGCCAGUUCAACGACCCCAUCGCCGCGUUCCGGGAGAACCAGCGGAAACUCAUGGAGCAGAUGGAGGAGAAGGAGAAACAGAGCCACGGCGAGCAGCCACUCACCAGGAACUGGCUCAGGACCUUCACCAGGCGCUAAAGUUAUCGAAGUCUUUACCAAACACUAAAGAUAGUCAGAGAUAGUCGAAUAGAAUGCAUAGUACACAUGUCCCAGGAAGUCUGGCCAGGCUAAUUUAAUGCUCCUUUGAAACUCGCAAUGUCAUGAUAUUGUGAUAUUUUUCGUGGAUUUUCAUUAUUAUUUUGCACUAGUAAUCCGAUAGGUGUCCUUUCUGUACAGUAAUCUAUUGUUUCUUUGCUUAAAAAAAAUUAAUCUGACUGUAAUGAACGUUUUUCAAAAAUCUCUUUCUUCCAUCACUAUAUAAAUUUCAUUACUUUUGUUCUCUAUCUUUAUUAUAGUGAUAUGCAAGCGAUACCAAGGAGUAGUAUUUUAUUUUUAUUUAUAUACAUUAUGAGUGAAAUAUUGUUUUAAAGUCUAUGUCACAGUUGAGUAAAAUUCAGAGAUGUUACCUCCCACGAACACUCAGGUUGUGGAAUGAACUCCCUGCUGAGGUUUUCCCAAAAGACUUCAGCAUGGGGUUCUUCAAAAGUGGGGUAAAGAGGUUUCUUCAGGGUCGGCAACGCACGCGUAAUACCUCUGGUAUUGCAGGUGUUCAUAGGCUACGGUAACCGCUUACCAUCAGGUGGGCCGUAUGCUUGUUUGCCACCUCAGUGGUAUAAAAAAAUGCAUGUAAUACACAAAUAAAUUGAUUGAUUGAUAUAAAUCAAAUCCAUUGCCUAGUGGUAAUCUGGAGCACGCUGAUUUAAUUUUAUUUUUUUUCUAAAAUAUUGAUCUUACCGAGAAUCUAACCUGGGACAUCAUUUAGUUAACACCGACAUAUCUACACCUACCCUACAUUGAAAUUUUAAAUCAAGUUAAUGGUGGUAAUAUAUUUGCUUAAUAAUGAGUUUAUUUAAUAUCAAUGAUCCAAACUACAUAUAUUUUUAGAAAUGAAACGUCCCUUCCAAAUGACUAUAAAUAUUCGACCAGUAUAAGCGAUAAUUAACAAUAUGCGUGUUGAUCUUUUUCCCGCUAUUAAUGUCAACAGGAACCCAAAAUAUAUCAGAACGAAUUCAAUAUCUCUACAAGAACUCUUCAUAACAAUAAUAAUGUAAUAUGUGAAAGUGAAAACUAUAAAAUUUUAUGUAAAUUAUGUCUGAAAUUACAUUGAACUGACUGAGGGUGAAAGCAUUUUUGUUUAUUAUUACAAUAUUUAUCGAUACGACAUUAAUCGAUAAAUACUUGGAAUCUAUUAAUUCGAUAAGUUAUAAAAAUUAUCUAAUUAUAGGAAGAGACAUGAAUUGGCACUUUCCAAAACUAAAUCAAGAUGUAGACUAUUUGGUGAAUUUAUUGAGUCAAUAUGUUGAUUUUUUAAUUUUAUUUAUUAAUAUUUUAGUCUCGCCAUACAGUUGACAAAAGUCGAUCGCUUGGGUACCUCUGUCCCAUUCGUGUUUCUACCGUGAACCAGUUGUUUGCAUGGCUGUGUUUCGGUUUGAAGGGUGGGAUAUGGCGUGAAUUUACAGGGUACAGAGGAAUAACACCUGAGUCCUCAGGAAUAGCAACGCAUGGGGGUAUCAUGGGCGAAACAGUAUACUCUGUUAUGUCCAUGGUACUGCUCAUGUCUAUAGGCGACGGUUACCACUUUCCAUCAGGUGGGCCGUCAGCUUGUUUGCCAUUCUAAGUUGUAUAAAAAAAAAAUGGGAAAGCAAUUAAAUACAUACCUCUUGUUUAUUUCUUUAUCUCAUUUCUACUUGAUCAUGAUAUACAUUCUAAACAAACAAGCACUUGUAUAAAUAAAUAGCUGGCGAGUGGCCUCUCUCAUCAUCAUCAUAUCAGCCGUUAAUCACUGCUGAUAGGUCUCCCCUAUAAAGAGGGUUUUACCAGUAGCUGCCACGCUUGGCAUGUGGGUUAGCAACCGCAGUUAGCCUUUGGUGAUGUUUUAAGAGAAACACCGCUGCCCAUCCCUUGAUCAUUAACCCUUUGAGUGCCGACGAGCGCCAUCGCGUUCGUGAAAUCAGUCGCUGUUUAGCUCGCUGUAAAAAAAUAAUAAAAUUGGAUAAUUUUUGGAGGAGAUACAGUUUUUUUAGAGACAAGGGUAAAUGACAUCGACACGACAAAGAUUUCUUUGGCAUUUUUAAGUAGAUAUGAGUAAAAAUCAAUGGCACUAAAAGGGUUAAGUUCCCUAAGUCACUUCUGAUGAUACCCACGGAAAAGGAAGGGGGGCGGGCGUUCCAUGCCGAGACCACACGGCAAAUCAUUUCUAAUAACAGCUCAUAAUGCCUAAGUCUAAUAACUGCACGCCUCUUUUCGGGGUAGGCAGAGAGAAUAAUGUGACAAAGGCUAUAAUAAAAUCCUCAGUGUAUGUUUUACUUUGUCCAUUUUCAUAAAUUUCAUAUCACAGCGGUUCCCUCUAAUUCUAUCGCACGCUGAAAGACUUGAUUACUCUCACAUAGAUGUAAUCUAUCUAAUCAUUUUAACACAAUUUAAUCCAAGUACCUGCAUUAUACUUCCUUUAUACUAUAUAUUUAUUUCAUUACUCAUUUUUCUGACAUUAUUUCUGCGUAUAUAAACCACCAUACCUUGCAAAUUACUUAUAUCUUUAUAAGACAAUACGACUGUGGUGACGUCAUUACACUAGCCCAUGGUCAUCGAAGAUCAGUAGUUUAUAGUUGAAUCGUCGCAGACAGGGAGACAGAGAGACCAACUAACAGACUCACUUUUGCAUUUAUAAUACGUGUAAGGAUGUAUUUGGAUUCAUAAACUUAAUUUAGUUAAUAGAAAAUUACGUAGUCUCCACUAUAGAAUUGGCACGUGGCAUGCAUGAGCUUCAACC